AUGGCCACCGUCAUCACCGAACUACACUCGGGUUGGCAGUGCAGACAGUCUGAUGAUACCUCUAAGAACGCAUGGCUCCCGGUAUCGAAGGUUCCAACCACAACGCAUCUCGUUCUCCAAGAAAAUGGAAAGAUUCCGGACCCCUUUAUCGACAUGAAUGAACUGGCUGUACGAUGGGUCGCAGAGAAGUCCUGGACCUACAAGACAAGUUUUAGCACCCCGACAGAUAGACAGCACGAUGCGAGGACGGACUUGGUGUUCGAAGGCCUCGACACCUUUGCCACGGUAUCUCUCAAUGGCCACAAAAUCCUCGAGGCCGACAACAUGUUCAUCGGAUACCGCGUCGACGUGACACCUUUUCUCUUACAGCCUUCUUCCGAAGACGAUCCCACUGACCCAAAUGUCUUGGAAAUUGUCUUUGAAUCGGCCCUCCUCCGUGGCCGCGAGCUCGUCAAACAGCACUCACAUGAACACGAUUUCAUCGCUCAUCAGACAGAGUCGAGCAGGCUCCCUGUGCGCAAAGCACAGUGUCAUUGGGGGUGGGACUGGGGUCCUAUCCUGAUCACUUCCGGGCCGUGGAAGCGCGUUUCUCUGGAAACAUAUCUUGUUAGAAUCGACGACGUCUGGUUUCAGGGAGAGGUGAGUGAGGAUCUGAAGGUGGUGAACGGGAAGUUGUUCGCCAGUGUAGGUAGCGGCAAAGGGAACAUGGGAGAAGACAGCAUCGUCAAGCUGUCAGUAUCUCGCGACAAGGCCGUGUAUGAGGUGGACGCGCACGUCAACAAAGAUGGCAUUGCCACGGCAGAGUUUCGACUCGAAGACCCGGCUCUUUGGUACCCUCGUGGCUAUGGGAGCCAGUGCCUCUACGAGCUCCGAGCGAAAAUAUCCACACAGGAGGGCGGUCUUGUCUCCAAAUCCAGAUCGAUCGGCUUUCGACGAUGUCAACUCAUCCAGGAGCCGGACGAGUUUGGCAAGUCGUUCUAUUUCCGCAUCAAUAAUGUCGACGUCUUCGCGGGCGGGUCCUGCUGGAUUCCUACGGAUUGCUUCCUCCCGAGAAUAGGUGCGGACGGGUAUAAGAAGUGGAUGGAGCUGAUGAUCGAGGGUAACCAGAUCAUGACCAGGUAUAUUCGAUGGCUGACCCAGUUCUGGUUUCCGAUGCCCAAUUAUUUAAUCUGGGGCGGAGGAAUCUACGAAGACGACUCGUUCUACGAGGCCUGCGACACGCUGGGCAUUCUCGUCUGGCAAGACUUUUGCUUCGCCUGCGCCAGCUACCCCACGUAUCCAUCCUUCCUCGGCCAAGUCGAAGAGGAAGCGCGCUUCAACGUCCGACGACUCCGCUUGCACCCGUCGCUGGCCAUCUGGGCCGGGAACAACGAAGACUACCAGGUCCAGGAGAAGCACAACCUGGAAUACGACUAUGACGGCGACAAGGACCCGCAGUCGUGGCUCAAGACCAGUUUCCCCGCGCGGUACAUUUACGAGUAUCUCCUGCCGAAGAUCGUGCAGGAGGAGAGUCCAGGUGCGGUGUAUCACCCGAGCAGUCCGUGGGGCGACGGGAAGAAGACGUGGGACCCGACCGUGGGAGACAUUCAUCAGUGGAAUGUCUGGCAUGGCUCCAUGCGCCGAUAUCAAGAAAUUCCCAGCAUGGGCGGGCGCUUCGUGAGCGAAUUCGGCAUGGAAGCCUACCCGCACAUGUCGACCAUCGUCUCGGCCAUCGCCACGCAUCCCCAGCAACAGUACCCCGGCAGCAUGACCAUGGACUACCACAACCGGGCGAUCGACCACGAACGCCGCCUCCUGACGUAUGUGGCCGAGAACUUUCGGAUCAACUAUGACUUGGGGGCGUUCACGCACCUGACGCAGGUCAUGCAGUCGGACGCUGUGGGAUUCGCGUACCGCUCCUGGCGUCGCGAGUGGGGGGUCUCGUCGUCCUCGAAUGCAAAGAAACUGAGAAAGUGCGGCGGCGUGCUCGUGUGGCAGUUCAACGAUACCUGGCCGACCAUGUCGUGGGCGGUGGUCGACUACUUCCGCGUGAAAAAGCCCGCCUUCUACGCCAUCAAGCGCUCCCUGACGCCGCUGGCCGUGGGCGUGAGCAGGCCGUUCCACGAGUGGACGUCGGGACAUGUGGAUCCCACGCGCGCGGCCACGGACGGGACAUGUGACGUGUGGGUGUGCAGUUCGCGCAGCGAGGAUGUCACCGUGGACGUGGUCGUGCGGGCCAUUUCCAUCAAGACGGGGCGGGACGUGGUCGAACCGAUCGUGAAGCGAGGCGUCGUGGUCAAGGCGAAUAGCACGACUGAGAUCCUUCAGGGGAGAAACUUGUCCGGUGAUACUGCUGGUCCUGGUGAUUCUACCCGGUUAACAACAACCACCGAGGGAUCGUCGUCGCCGUCCUCCCCGCCCUUCGACACGAAUACAUGGGACCCGUACAUCAUCCACGCGUCGCUCCUCGUGGACAACCGCGUCGUGAGCACCGACACCGCCUGGCCCCACCCGAUCAAAUACCUCGAUUUCACAACCACGCCACGAGACGUCGUUGUCAGCAUCACCACCAGUCCCUCCUCACGCAACACCAGCACCAGCGAGAGCGCCAACACGACCAAGACAGUCGCCACCGUGACCAUCACCAUCACGGCCUCCCGCCCCGUCCACGGCUUCGUGUUCCGCGAAUCCCGCGACGGCCCAACCUUUAGCGACAACGGCUUCGACCUCGUGCCGGGGGAGGAGGUUGUUGUCGAGGUGUUCAGUGCAGGCGCGGAACCUCUGAAAGAGGAGGCGCUUCGGUGGACGUAUGUCGGGGCCGAGAGCGCGUGUCUGGGUCUUGGGCUUGGGAGUCAGAACGGGAAAUAA
Messenger RNA from Fonsecaea monophora, 2847 nucleotides. RefSeq lists its product as hypothetical. The transcript is spliced from 4 exons. NCBI's taxonomy places the organism in Eukaryota, Fungi, Ascomycota, Eurotiomycetes, Chaetothyriales, Herpotrichiellaceae. Gene Ontology annotation, molecular function: beta-mannosidase activity. The record is from RefSeq and is a predicted model, not a curated record. Bases 1 to 2847 code for a protein of 948 amino acids. Gene Ontology annotation, biological process: carbohydrate metabolic process; glycoprotein catabolic process.